AUGCAAGUGUUCGAAAGGAAAGAUUCAUGGGGGAACUCGAUGCCAACGAAUUCAAACAUUCAAGGAUCUCAAUCUUUCAGCGUGACAAAGGAUAUGAUGAUGUCUACACAACAGUUUCCCUCCAUGAAACAUUCGGGUUUGCAGCUGCAAGAUCAAGAUUCAUCCUCAACGCAAUCUACCGGAGAAUCAGGCGGUGGUGAAGUCGCAAGCUUUGGAGAACAUGAUCGUUAUGGAUGCACCAAUCUUUCAGGUUACAUCGAAAACCAGGGAAAGGCUAUUGAGAGUUAUACUAAGUCGAGUAUAACGUCGUCGAUGGUGUCUCAAGACUCUGUGUUUCGACCUCCUACUUCUGGUCUAACAUCCUGGUCUCUUCAAUGUCCUGAAACAUCACAUUUCAGUGGUUUCUUGGCUCCUGAAUAUGCGUCGCAACCAGCGGUGAUGCCGCCGCAUUUAGAGAUGAUGGGUUUGGUUUCUUCAAGAGUGCCAUUGCCUCAUAACAUUCAGGAGAAUGAACCAAUCUUCGUCAAUGCGAAACAGUACCAUGCGAUUCUUCGUCGCAGGAAGCAUCGUGCUAAGCUUGAAGCUCAGAACAAACUCAUCAAAAGCCGUAAACCGUACCUUCAUGAGUCUCGCCAUCUUCAUGCUUUAAAGAGAGCUAGAGGCUCUGGUGGGCGUUUCCUCAAUACAAAGAAGCUUCAAGAAUCAUCAAACUCACUCUCUUCUUCUCAUAUGGCAAAUGGGCAGGAUUUCUCCGGGAGCCCUCGCGGUGGUGGAAGCGGAAUCGGAAUCGGAAUCGGGUCAAGCUCGAUCCCACCGAGCUCCAAUUCAGACCGUAACAACAACAUGUUCCAAAACCCGCAGUUUCGAUUCUCAGGGUAUCCAUCAACACACCAUGUCUCAGCUCUCAUGUCAGGGACUUGA
This is a messenger RNA of Thlaspi arvense, 921 nucleotides long. The record is from the annotation of a GenBank genome assembly. Lineage: Eukaryota; Viridiplantae; Streptophyta; Magnoliopsida; Brassicales; Brassicaceae.